CUCUACGCAGUAGUGUGCGGUUAUUCCUAUAGUACACAUCUCUUGCCGGAAGUAUUAAAAAAAAAAACAAAAUGGAUUCGUUUGAACUUCUAUUUUACUGCAGCGUAGUAACAACAACCAUAGUGACGUAUUUAAUAUUUUUUAAAGGAAGACACAGAACACCGGGUUGGAAAUACUACUUUAAGUACCUGAUCGCCUUAAACGCAGUGAAGCGAUGGAAGUCUCAGAAGCCGUGGAUCUACCUACUAGAAACUCCCCGAGGGCAGCAAUCCACUGGGUGGGACUGUGUCACAGUCCGUGCCUCCGCCCCUGAUGGCUCCACUGUGCUCCUAGCUAUCCGCAAACUGUACCAUGAACCUAACCUUGCCGAGACCACAGUGUUUGUGAGGCUUGCUGACGGUACUACGUAUAGAUUGCCGAAUCACCCAGACACAGUGGUAGGUGAGUGGGAGUACACGGAAUGGAGCUGGGCUGCCGGUGGUCUGAAGAUCGAGACCCUGGUACACAUGGACAGACUCCGAAUCUUGUUUAACGGUCUACUGAAGAAAGACGACGGGAUCACACAACACGUUAGAUUUAACUUUAUUUGGGCAUCAGCAUCCUUGGAGGUGCAGUAUCCGGAGCAAUGGAGCGACGAGCUGGCCGCGAAGGCUCUGGCCUUGGAGCCCUGGCGGGAUAGCUGCUGGCCCAAUAUGCCAGAUAAAUAUGAAGAAGGCAGUUGGCUCCAAUGGGGUACCGUCCAGGGGCGCUUUGAAUCGUACACCAGCGAAGGAACUACUGACAGAAGCGAAUACCUCCGAGUGCGAGGAGUGAGAGAGAGGAGCUGGUCUCCUCAGGGCUAUGAGGGGCUCAGACGCAACGUGUCCUUGGUUGCUUGUGCCAAGGAUGGCACGGCAGUACAGCUUCGGGGGUUCUCGUAUAAAGAUGUGUUCACUGCUGCCUUCAGUGGGUGUGUGCGGUUUCCAGAUAGCACUGUAGAAAUGAUCACUGACACUGAUCUCGUGUUAGAAGAGUUCUGUGAACAUCCUAAAGGGAUUCCCAAGGUCUACACUAUCAAUAUUAAAACCAAGAAACGACACGUGUUUGUGAUGCUACGAAUCAACCCUGAUGGCGGGAGGUUCCUGAGCGGAGUGCCCUACCAGCUUGAAGUGAUCUGCCGAACUGUUGAUGCUGAAAUCAACGGGGAAGUUGGCACUGGUAUCCUUGAGCUGGGCUACCAGGUCACAGAAAAGUCGGAACCCCCAUUGCGCAUUCCACCACAAAGACUUCGUUGGGCGUCCAGGGUGUCUGGUGUGGGUUACUGUGCUCCGUUUGAAGAUAAAGUGGCUGCUUCUCCCGAUUAUGUUGGGGGCAAGGGAGCAUCUCUUGCCUUACUAGCUUCAGUUCAGAAUGAAAUGGGUUAUCGAGUUCCACCGGGCUUCUGUUUGACCACCAAAGCUCUGCAGAAGCAUCUCGAAGCCAAUCCUUUGUUAAGAUCAGCUAUUAAGGAAAUCGAAGCUGCCAACGAGAAUUACGACGAAAACAACUUCAAGGACAAAUGUAAUAAAGCAUCAGAUCUGUUUGCAAAAACUGAAAUAGUGAAGGAAGUGAGAGACGACAUCCUACACCACCUGAGUGAACUGAGGAAGAAAGCUGCUGAACAAAACUUAGGCCCUGAAUUGCGCUUUGCUGUUCGAUCUUCAGCUGUGGGAGAAGACAGCGAGGCGCUAUCGGCUGCUGGUCAGAACGAGACAAUACUUGGCUGUGUGAGUGAUGAUGACGUGUUGCGGGGUGUGCAGCUGUGCUGGGGGUCCAUGUUCGCUUUCACCAGUGCGCAUUACCGUAGACAAAACGGUCAAUUGUGCGAAUGCCGCGCCGGCGUUGUUGUUCAAGCGCUAGUGUCUGCGCGUGCGGCGGGCGUCAUGUUCACUAGACAUCCUGCAGCUGGUGACCCUAGUCAGCUCCUCAUCACUGCUAACUAUGGACUGGGAGAGACCGUGGUGUCGGGCUCAGUAGAACCAGACACGAUCGUAAUAUUUCGCGGGAAGGAGCUGAGCAUAUCCAAGAUCGAGCUGGGUUCUAAGAAGCAGCGGGUGACGGCUGGUGGAGGCGGUGUGACCACUGAACAGGUGUCAGAAGAAGAGCAGAGGUUGCCUUGCAUCAGUGAAGCAGAGGCGCUGGCCCUGGCUAAGAUUGGAAUCGCGCAGGAGGAGGCUUGGGGAGCAGGCAGGGAUAUAGAAUGGGCAGUUACCGAGGACGAGAUAUUCCUGCUCCAAGCCCGUCCUAUCACGUCACUAGAGCGGUGGACGGAGGAGGAACUGCUGCAUGAGCUCGACACCGCCAUCAUGUCCGAUGACGACCUCAUAUCCUUCGCUAACACGGGAGAGGUGUUACCGAAGGCUUUGUCAGCGCUAUCGUACGACAUAGUGAACAAAGUGUUAAUUCACAGCAUCAACUGUCACAUGACGCCUGCGCACCGCUAUGACGUCACCAUGGCGUUCUCUCACAACCGGGUCGCUUUGAACAUGUACAACAGCCUAUAUCGCUUCGUGUCAGAGGAGAUAGACAUGGGAGUACGCAUGAUGGAGAUGUCGAUAUGCGGCCACAAGGUGAUAGAUGACCAAAUGCAUAGAGUGGCGAAGCACCGGCGCCCGCCCAGUCGCAAGCAGCGGUGGUUGAAGACGAUCACCUCCUUCAAGUGGCUCCUCACAACAAAAUGGGCAAUGGACCAUGCUGUCAAGAUGCUCAAGGACUUGAAGCUAGACGUGGACACUGAGGACCCUAUGCAGCUGUUGGAGACGCUAGCUGAUCAGGAGCAGGUGCUGUAUCAGUGCGGGGCGGCCCACGUGACCACGUCGUCAGCUAGCUCCGUCAGUCAGCUGAUCGCUAUGGCUGUGCUCACUGAGGGGGCCUCUGACUUCUCAAACGACCAAUGCAACGAGAUAGCCACCAUGCUGAGUUCAGGCGAAGUACUAUCAGCUGAAGUUCCUCAAGCGUUAGCCAGGAUAGCCAAUCACAUCGACCAGUCCGGCCAAGUGGACGCGUUCCGCGCUCAGAACCCCAAGAAUGCCCUGGACUGGUUGAAUAAGAACCUGCCUGAGGUGCAUCGCGAAGUCUGUCAGUUCCUUCAGGAGCACGGGCACAGAGCUAUCAUGGAGUUUGAUCUAAGCACGAAACCCUGGGCGUUAGUCCCGGAAGAGAUGAUGGAGGUGCUACAGAACAUGCGAGGAUCCAACGAAGAGAGGCAGCUGCCGACUGCCAAGACUGACGACGAAAUCAUCGCCUCCUUGAAGACACCACAGAAAUCUAGCACCAGGAAACUCCUCCGCUGGUUAUUACCACUGUGCCGGCGCACGGUCCGACACAGGGAGAGCACCAAGUCUCAGCUGAUCCUCAUGAUCCACAAACUGCGGCUGGCGUACCUGCAGCUCGGAAAGUUGCUGGUCAAGAGAUGGUAUCUGCCCGAGGAAGAUCUGGUCUUCCACUUCCGACUCCACGAGAUGAGAUACUUCUUGCUGACGAGAGAUCCAGCUUUGUUGAGGAAAGCAAUUCAACGGCGUCAAUACAACGCGGCAUGGUGCAAGCUCAAGUUUGCGGAGACCAACAAGGGUUGGGUGGAGCCUGUGAAGAGCAGGGGGCCGGUGGUGACGGCUGGUGACGUCAGCAUACGAGCCACUGCUGCUUGUGGCGGGGAGGUGGUGGCUAGGGCCUGCGUCGUCAAGGAGUUAUCUGAGAUCGGGCAGUUACAAAAGGGUGACGUGCUGAUUACGCAUUCCACGGACAUCGGAUGGUCACCCUACUUCCCACUUUUGACUGGAAUCGUCACCGAAUUAGGUGGACUGAUAUCUCAUGGAGCGGUAAUAGCCAGGGAAUACGGCCUGCCCUGCCUCGUAGGAGCAGUGGACGCGACGGACAUGUUCAGAACCGGAGACACGGUCCGACUGUCAGCCAAAGAGGGAAUUCUCGAGAGGGUAAAGGUUGAUGGCAGUGCCAAUGAAGACUCGACGCAGAACUAAGACUAUCCUAGAUACCGACCACGCCAGCGUGGUUGACAUUCCCUUCAUUCAGCGCUUAUUGCUAUCGACCCACUGGGGUCAAUCAUUUUUUUCUAAUACAAUUCUCUCACACGAUGGCCUGAGCCGAGGUUCGCGCCCAACUCAUCCUCAGGCCAUUUUAUGUGUAUCAUCAUCAUCAGCCGUACGACGCCCACUGCUGGGCAUAGGCCUCCCCCAAGGAUCUCCACGACGAUCGGUCCUGCGCUGCCCGUUGUUUUCAGAAAUAAACAUUGGCUUUUAUUAUAAGUAUUUAUGUGUAUGUCAUACAUUAAUUACAAAAUAUAAAAAAGAAAAAACAAAUAUGAAAAAGAUGAAGGAAAGGAAGAAUCCUAACCACUUGCGCUGUCCAUAUAUACCACAAAAUAGUCCAGCUUAAAGAAAAAAGGGAAACACUCACGGAAUCAGCUUUCUGUAUUCUUAUCGAGAUUCGAACUGACACUUCGUCUUUUGUACCGGGUGAGAACCCACGUAAAAAAAUGUAACCAAGAUAUUGAAAAGUUGUUAAUAAGUUUGUUCUAUAGAACCCUGUCGUAUUUUUAGUGAGAUUAUUCGUUUGACGUACUGUGAUAAAUAAAAAUGAAUUGUGCUCAAUCUUGUCAACAGAUGUAUUUUUAGUUAAGCUCUCCUUUUUGGUUUUAGUUAACUUAUCUACACUUUUUUAUACCUAGAGUACCUACAAAAAAUACAAAAAAAAAUCAA
Messenger RNA from Pectinophora gossypiella (pink bollworm), 4733 nucleotides. Its product is annotated as putative phosphoenolpyruvate synthase. Lineage: Eukaryota; Metazoa; Arthropoda; Insecta; Lepidoptera; Gelechiidae. The coding region runs from base 72 to 3995 and encodes 1307 amino acids. The record is from RefSeq and is a predicted model, not a curated record. Gene Ontology annotation, biological process: phosphorylation. Gene Ontology annotation, molecular function: kinase activity; ATP binding. The transcript is spliced from 24 exons.